This is a messenger RNA of Nicrophorus vespilloides, 1166 nucleotides long. RefSeq names its product serine protease easter-like. The transcript is spliced from 5 exons. Lineage: Eukaryota; Metazoa; Arthropoda; Insecta; Coleoptera; Silphidae. The coding region runs from base 32 to 1120 and encodes 362 amino acids. The record is from RefSeq and is a predicted model, not a curated record. Gene Ontology annotation, molecular function: serine-type endopeptidase activity. Gene Ontology annotation, biological process: proteolysis.
CUUAAGCUAAAUCAGUUACAAUUAGUCGACGAUGAAGCAAAUUCCAUACGUAUUAAUACUGUGCUUUAUUUCUUGUGCUUUGGCACAAAGAGAAUCCUGCAAAACACCAAACGGCGAGACGGCCAAAUGCGUCUCAAUCUACUCAUGUCCGAAGCUGUACGAAUCUGGAAAGAGCGGCCGUCCGGACGCGUACAGAUUCCUGCAACAGUCGGUUUGCAGGAAAUCCUAUUACAACCUUUACGUAUGCUGCGGCUCGGACACCACCUUCAAAGAGCAAAAACCGACGGCUCCGACGAUGGCAUCGCGGCAUAAUUUGAUCGCUGACAAAAGUGAAUGUGGCUACAUGAAUGCAGACUUUAAGAUAUACGGUGGUAACAGGACAGGGUUGGGCGAGUUCCCGUGGAUGGCAUUACUCGAAUACAAGAAUUUGACGAGCGGUGAGCGCAAAUUUUUGUGCGGCGGAAGUCUCAUCGGAAAGAGACACAUCAUGACAGCCGCCCACUGCGUUACAGGAAAGAGCCUCGAUGGAUUUAGACUUGUGAAUAUUCGACUGGGUGAAUGGAACGUCUCCAGUUCGAAGGAUUGCGUCAGGAUUGGCAGGAAAAUGGAAUGCAGUGAUCCUGUCAUGAACGUGGGAUUCGAGAGGUUAACGCCGCAUGUCGAUUUCGUGGACAGUGUGAAGAACGACAUCGCGUUGAUCAGACUGGACAGAGACAUCAAAUACUCGAAAUUCGUGAGUCCGAUUUGCUUACCGGCAGAUGAAAAGCAGCAACCGAACACCAAAAUGUUCGUCGCCGGUUGGGGUAAAACUGAGCGCGGUACGAACAGCGAGGUAUUGCUGAAAGUUCAGGUGCCCAUCGUUAACAAUGAGUUAUGCGAUUGGUUGUUAGGAAAGAGAAUCAAAGUCAGGGAUACUCAGAUUUGUGCAGGAGGUGAAAAGUGGAAGGAUUCCUGCAGAGGCGAUAGCGGAGGACCGUUGAUGCACAGGGACGUCGAGACUGAUCAGUGGUCAGCUGAGGGUAUUGUGUCUUUAGGAAAAGGAUGCGGUUCGGAAGGAUAUCCCGCUGUUUACACGAAAGUGCGAUCAUUCAACAGUUGGAUCAGAAUGCACGCAUUUUGAGUUCCAUCUUUCUACUUACAAAGCUGUUUCAAGAUCAUUAACAUUC